AUCAGAUUGGAUCAAUGGGUGAGUGUUUGCGCAUGUCAUUUCCUGGUCGGUCAUUCCUGAUUCCAUUACAGAUCCAGCCUUCUGAGGGAUCGGACACUACUCACGCCAACGUAUAUAGCAUUGCCAUUGUCCAUUUCCUUGUGAGAAGUCAGUUCAAAACAACAGGAUCAGUACAGUGAAAGAUAAUUCAACAUAACCGAACGGGACCCCGAAAGUAUGCAAUGGGCAGCCAUGAAUGUUACAGGACGAUUUCAGCAAAACUGGUUCAUCUGGGCUGUUUGGCAUUGGAAGGGAGUACAGGAGAGGGAUCCCCUCUCAGCUGGGAGGAUACCAAGAAGCACGCUGACCACGUGAGAAAGCAUGGCAUUCGACAGUUUAUAAACAUGUACAGAAAGUUGAAGGAUAUGAAGAAAGACGUACUCUACUGGGGAGACGAGGUUGAAUACAUGCUGGUGAAAUUUGAUGACGAGAAGAAGACGGCCCGACUACGUCUGGAUGCUGAUCGAGUGCUGGCCAUUCUACAGCAACAGGAGAAGGAAACUCCCCACGACCAUCCGUCGACAUGGCGACCGGAGUAUGCAUCCUACAUGGUGGAGGGUACCCCUGGCAAACCAUACGGCGGACUCUUUGCCCACUUCAAUGUGGUGGAGGCCAAUAUGAAACUAAGGAGAGAAGAAAUUCAGAAAUGCCUUGGACCAAAUGAAGUACCACUAAGUUUGACCUCCUACCCUAGGACUGGGAGUGGCGUGUUCUCCGAUCCCCCGACCUACACCGAUCCUGCCAACAGUGCCUCCCGCUCACUCUUCUACCCCGACCAAGUUGUUUUCCUCGGACAUCCACGCUUCUUAACAUUGACAAGAAACAUCCGAGAAAGACGCGAAGAAAAAGUGUGCAUCAAUAUUCCGGUAUUCAAGGAUACCAACACCAAAUCACCAUUUGUAGAAGAUUACCUCCCCUUGAAGGAUGAUGGAGAGGGCGCUGCUGCAGCACUGCCGGACCACAUUUACAUGGACUGUAUGGGCUUCGGGAUGGGCUGCUCUUGUCUCCAGGUGACAUUCCAGGCCUGCAACAUUGAUGAGGCCCGGUACCUCUACGACCAGCUCACCCCGCUAUGUCCCAUACUGCUGGCCCUCAGUGCAGCCUCACCUGUGUACAGAGGCCACCUUGCUGAUAUAGAUGCUCGGUGGACAGUCAUCUCACAGUCUGUAGAUGACCGAACGAAGGAGGAGAGAGGGGAGAAGGAGUUAAAAAAUAACAAAUACCGCAUCACCAAGUCACGGUACGAUAGUAUUGAUAGCUACCUAAUGGAAAUGAAUGAGGCCUACAAUGAUGUUGAACUAUGUAUAGACCAGGAUCUCUGUAACGAGCUACAGGAAGCAGGUAUAGACCGGACAAUGUCGCGACACAUAGCACACCUGUUUAUACGAGACCCAAUCUCCCUGUUCAGUGAGAAGGUUAACCAGGACGACAGUUCUGACACGGACCACUUUGAGAAUAUUCAGUCAACGAAUUGGCAGACCAUGCGGUUCAAGCCGCCUCCUCCUAACAGUGAUAUUGGCUGGAGAGUGGAAUUCAGACCAAUGGAAGUGCAGUUAUCUGACUUUGAAAAUGCUGCUUAUACCGUAUUUAUUGUUCUGCUGACCAGGGUCAUCUUGACCUAUAACCUCAACUUAGUAGUACCCAUAUCAAAGGUAGAUGAGAACCUGAAGACAGCGCACCAGAGAGAUGCAGUGUUGGAUGGCAAGUUCAAUUUUAGAAAAGAACUUUUCACAGAGUGCUCCCCAGAAGAGAUUGCUAAGUGUAUGGCAAAGGGCUGUCCUCGUCAAAAAUGUGAGUGUAUGGAUGACGAGUACCAACAGAUGUCCAUCAAUGACAUCAUCAAUGGCAAUGGUGAAUUUCCAGGUCUGAUUCCCCUGAUUGAGAAGUACAUUGCUAGCCUUGACACAGAUGUGGAUACCUGCUGUACAAUAACCAACUACCUUAAGUUCAUCUCUAAGAAAGCUUCUGGUGAAUUGAAGACAACAUCGAAAUGGAUCAGAGAAUUUAUACAUAAUCAUCCUGCCUACAAACACGAUUCUGUUGUCUCAGAAACCAUUAAUUACGACUUGUUGAAGAUGUGUACGCAGAUAUCAACUGGCGAGAUUUCGUCACCUCUCGUACAGCCGACAGUGUCGUCAAAAACCACGGACGACAUUCCAACUGCCAUGUCUAAAGCAGAGGGCUAUCUCAACGAGAAAAACACAAGGUCACGUACAACUAACGGUCUGCGCUCCUAAAUACCACCGUCACCAACAUGAAUAGCCAAAUUGUCUUGACCUGAAAGAAUUGUUGUAAACAGAGAUUGGUUUUUAAUCUAAGUUGUGACCUUGUCAACAUAGUACAGUAAAAUCCCACUUACAAGAACUUGUGGGACCCAGAUCAAUAGCUCGAGGAAUACAUGGUAUUCAAGUAAUCCGAGGUUGGUUUUAGAUCUUCAAGUAUAUAUCUGUCAAAUCUUGUAGAACUCGGUAGGGACCAAACGAACUGUUCGACGAAUGAGGGGUAUACGAGUAAACCGAGUUCGAAGAUGUGGGGUUUUAACUGUAUUCAUCACUUUUAGUAUGUAGUUCUCAAUUUUUAACCCUUUCAACCCUAUGCAACUUUUGUAGACUCUCCCAUGCAUUGAUCUGGAUAAGUCCAUUAUGGUCUACAGUGGUAAAAGGGUGAAGCUGUGUGCUUAAGGACAUGCUAUAUAACUAUUAACUUACUGGAAAAUGAGCCAGAAUAUGGUGUUAUUGCUCAACUUAUUGAUUUCAGUGGUACCAGUGUUUUAGGGAGGAAAGCUGUAAUGCUCUUACUGCUUAUGUUCCGAUUCAGCAAUUAAUCAUUUAACUGAUUCACCCCUGAAGACACAUUUGAGCUCUUCCAAUUCAAAGGUUGGAAUAGUUCAUUACGAAAUUUCAGGGGUGAAUGAGUUAAACAGAAAUUUGACAAGUAAUACCCGAUAGACUUUAUUAAGAGUGUGUUUUUGUUUCAAAUGGAGAUGAUACAGUAUAGUGGGUUAUUUACGAGAACUUAAAUUUUUCGGUUGAAAAAAAAUCAUCAGCAAAACUAUAAGAUGUGUGAUACAACCUAUGUAUAUGAAUCGUCAUAACAACAGUACUAUUUCAUGAAGACAUUACGGUUAUGAAAUUUAUUAUCGCAGCUCAUUUUUAGGUCAGCUGAGACAAAGGCCGUUUUCGUUUAAACGGUUGAACCCGUUCCGAUGACAGUUGUUCGUUUAUUAAAUAAGGACGGACCUAGUAAU
Messenger RNA from Mizuhopecten yessoensis (Yesso scallop), 3286 nucleotides. Its product is annotated as glutamate--cysteine ligase catalytic subunit-like. NCBI's taxonomy places the organism in Eukaryota, Metazoa, Mollusca, Bivalvia, Pectinida, Pectinidae. Gene Ontology annotation, cellular component: glutamate-cysteine ligase complex. Gene Ontology annotation, biological process: glutathione biosynthetic process. The record is from RefSeq and is a predicted model, not a curated record. Gene Ontology annotation, molecular function: glutamate-cysteine ligase activity. The transcript is spliced from 20 exons. The coding region runs from base 222 to 2276 and encodes 684 amino acids.